Brenthis ino (lesser marbled fritillary) is the source of this 861-nucleotide messenger RNA. NCBI's taxonomy places the organism in Eukaryota, Metazoa, Arthropoda, Insecta, Lepidoptera, Nymphalidae. The record is from the annotation of a GenBank genome assembly.
AUGCUCAAACAACAAUUGUCACCACGGAGUAUCCACCCAUAUCAAACUACCGUUGUACCUCGGAGCGAGAAACAAUUCGUGUCGGCCACACAACAAAGGGCCAAGUAUCCGUGGGCUGAAGACAAUAAUACUCCGGUAUAUCAAGUUCCAGGAACAGAUAGUUCUACUUCAGAAAACGCUUAUCAUGUUCCUCAGUAUUACCAAAGUUCUCGUAGGGAUUAUGGGCCACCAUCACCAGUGUAUCAAACUCCAUAUGCCACUGGAACGUGGCGGAGUUAUAAAAAAAGCGAGAAUUUUACCUCAAAACCAAUCCCGUCCAAUACAUAUUCAUUUCCUACAUGUUCAUCUGCAUUUUCAUUGCCUGCAUGUGAUGUGGAUAGUAGAGCAAUUAACCGAUCUCCCGUGCCUACUGUACCUUCUGUGAGUCCAGAGGUUCCUAUAAUUGGUGCUUGUGGUGGCCACUGUCCUGGAUUUGAAUAUGUGUGCUAUUAUAUUUUACAAGUGAUAUUUGUAGUAGGUGUAUUAACAGGAAUCUCUCUUUGUAUUGCUGGAAUUGUGUUAAGAAGAACUAACAGGAAUGGAGACCUUGGGGUUUUAGUUUAUAUAGGUUGUCUGUCUUCUUGUGUAUGUGGGGUUCUGCUUGGUGUCCAAUGUUGUGUUCGCCGUGAGAUAAGACAAAGGAAGCUACGUGCCAAUUUGCAUAUUCCAAUGCAAUCCAUACAGGAGGCUCCAGUCCAAGCUUGCCCAUUGCUGCCAUCUACAUUACCUCAUACUCAUAGUCAAGUGUAUAGACCGACUACUGCCGCGGCGUGCCCCGCGGAGGACGUCACGGGCGUCCCGUGGUGGCGCCGCACUAGAGAC